UGUCGAGUUCUCACUCAAAAGCGACGAACCAGGUGACAUCACUGCCUCUACAAGCUUUGCUGUCAUGAAUCGAAAACUCCCUCAUUAAAGCAGUCAUUUGAAGCUUGACUCACACAAAGACAACCACGAACUCAUCAAAGUACAAUUCCUGAGCGCGAUAUCCUCUUUCUACUCAAAUAUAUCUCACUGUCAGAAAAUCCCAAGCAUUAAUCGAAUCGAGCAAUCUUCUAACAGCGACGACACUGAAAGCUACACAUUAUGUCUAGCCCGUCUUCACAUAUCUCGAAUUCGGAUUCUAUCACAUUGGACCCAUCUCCAAACAUGGCGACCGCAUCUUCGAACAAUAACUCCGCUGCCAACAAUAACACCAGCACUGCAAACCCAUCCACCCCCACCAUCGCCCAAAUCACCCUCAUAAACUCCCUCGCCACUACCGCCCACGACUGCAUAAUAAUGUAUCCCUCCAAAAAAGCACUAAAAGCAGCACUCAUAAGCCCUACAGAUGCAGAAUUAGAUGCUUUUGGGAUAAAUGUUGAUAGAAAAGUCGAAGAUGUCAAGGAGGGAUUGAGGGGAGCUAGUAAGGUGUUAUCGAGCAGUGGGCGUGGAAAUUAAGCCGACGGGGAUUUGCAGAAAAGGAUGGAUCGGACUUUUGGAGAUGAUGGUGAUGACGGUGGUAGUUACAAGGGAAAUUCUAAGGUGCUAAUGGAGAAACGUUUGUGGGAGGUUUGAAAAAAGGGGAUCAGAGAUAUAGAUAGGGCGAUGAGUGAGCUGUGAGGUCUAAAAUGAAUGGUAGAGAUGAGAUGGCGUAGUAAUAUAGAG
This is a messenger RNA of Aureobasidium pullulans EXF-150, 819 nucleotides long. RefSeq lists its product as uncharacterized. Bases 259 to 612 code for a protein of 117 amino acids. The record is from RefSeq and is a predicted model, not a curated record. Lineage: Eukaryota; Fungi; Ascomycota; Dothideomycetes; Dothideales; Saccotheciaceae. The transcript has a single exon.